Effrenium voratum is the source of this 671-nucleotide messenger RNA. NCBI's taxonomy places the organism in Eukaryota, Dinophyceae, Suessiales, Symbiodiniaceae. The record is from the annotation of a GenBank genome assembly.
AUCAAAACAGCAAGGCACGCUAGCUCGCAACAGAUUACUGACGCAGUGAAGUCUUGUAACGGCCAUGGCAACGAGUUCCAGGAGGAGAGGCCGAGGCGCAUGCCUCAGCUUCCUCGGAGUGCUCGCGCUCUUCAUACCGUGGCCGGGCACGGCCAGUCUGGCCUUUGGCUCGGCACCGCUGGGCGCCGGUCUGGGCCGGCGUGGCCUGCUGGGGCUGGUUCCCGCAGCGGGCGCAGAUGAUGGGAAGAAGCGGAACCUCGACGCCAGUGAAAUGGCCAAGAUCGUGCGGCAAGAUUUGGUAGAGCGCCAAUUCCUGGCCACCGCCGAUUUCAGUCCGGAGAUCUACGACGAGUCAUGCACGUUCACGGAUGAGAUCGACAGCUACCAGAAGGACAAGUUCAUCAAGGGCACAAAGGCCCUCUUCGUGGGGUCCGAGAGUCAAGUAAACCUGGUGGGGGACGUGGAGGUCUUGGAGGGCGGGAAGAAGCUCCAGUUCCGCUUCGCCGAGACCUUGGCGUUCAACUUCCCGUUGAUCCACCCCAAGGUGACCCUUUCGGGCACGUGCACGCUCACGCGUGGAGAAGAUGGAUUGAUUGUUGCCUAUCGCGAAAAGUGGGACCAAUCGGUGCCGGAGGUACUUCUGUCUGGCCGCCUCUAAUCCGCUCGAUUAA